This is a messenger RNA of Opisthorchis viverrini, 8579 nucleotides long. RefSeq lists its product as hypothetical. NCBI's taxonomy places the organism in Eukaryota, Metazoa, Platyhelminthes, Trematoda, Opisthorchiida, Opisthorchiidae. Bases 122 to 7987 code for a protein of 2621 amino acids. The transcript has 14 exons. The record is from RefSeq and is a predicted model, not a curated record.
UGUUGGUGUGCGUUCCGUUUACUCCUGCCUUGUUUUGUCUUUCCGCCUGUCGAACAAAAGCAUUUAUCAGACGAUCUGAGGCCAGCUUGUCGUAAGCCAAUGCAGGCCUUUAACUCGCACGAUGAGCUCAAAAGUUUACAAGUCUGAGAAACCGAAGUUGAAAUUCGCCCAGUCAAAUAUCAAUCAUGUAUACCGAGGCAAUACAACGGAAACACAGUACAAGCCCACGGUUCGACAGUAUGGGAUGCAAGUUGUUGGAAAGCUCCAAGGAACUCGCCGCCUGCCACCUCCAGCUUGGGUCCCUAGUAUUAAGGCCGAAAGUGGUGGACUUGACAGCCGGGUCGCGCUGGUUCCCCCGGGUGGGAGUGGGUGGGGUGCACCUGCAACCAGUGAAUCUGCACCAACCCAGGCUAGUAGUUCUACGACCACGGAGGUGGGCAGCCCUGCGGUCACGACUGCACUUUCCUCCAUGAACGGGACUCUAAUGCGCGAUGCUCUCGGCACUUCUUUUGAACCUGCUUAUGCACGAUCGCAUUUUGGACCCGCUACAUCUACCACAGUUGCUUCCGCUGUGGAACCAACCAUUACAAAAAGCCUUAACGCGUGGACGGCGUUAACAGAAGAGGGCAAAGUGGUUACCGAACACCGGGACACGGAAAUGAUAAGUACUCCUGGCACAGGUACCGGAGAAGAGACAACUACAACACUACCACCGUGGGCUCCACGAACCCAAGCUACUGGUGGUCUUGCGGCGAACAAACCGUUCUUCCAAAGACCAACCCCGGUUGCAAGCUCGUCGGUUAAUGCGACCAGUUCAACGAAAUCCACAGAGCGACCAUCGGUUUCCGGCGCCAGCGGUGUUACAAGUGAUAUAGUGGGAGAGUCAGGUGGUUGGGCUGGUAUCAAUGAAGAAGAGCCCAAUUUUGACGAACAAAUAAUUUUCAGUGACGAGGAGGGUCCUGAUGAAAUCAGAGUCAAAUCCGCCGUAACUGAGGAACAGACACGCGUUGGCGGUUCUGUUAGCCCCGCCACCCCUGCCCGUGUUUCUCCUCCGAAAUCUCUCCAAACUAACACCACACAUGCCAGUCAGUUGGUUUUACCGAAGCAAGAACCGCUUGGAGGCCAUACCUCAGUUUUUGCUCCUGUGUCUUCGAACAUGUAUGAUUCAACCAGUCGCGUAUCUUCAGACGUUUGGUCUGCCCCGAACGUUACAGCCGGACUUCCCAUUCCGUCUAGUCACUCACUGAUUCAACUUCCUAACGCGGCACCGUAUAGUGCAGGACAACUGAUCUCUGGAGUUAAUACCAGUUCGGAUGAGCGGGUACUGUUCGGCAGUCAUCAAUACAUGCAGCAUCACGCUGUACCCACGGUCCAUACAUUACCCUCAGUAUUUCCUGACCCUUACCUCUCCAGUCGACCAAAUACGAUGGUUGAUCCAAUUUUACCAACGGGAGAUGUUGACAGUGAACUCCACGCCCAACGCCAGGCACGCACGCAAGAAUUCAAGUCUGCGGUUGAAAGGGCUCAGCAAGCACGAGCUGCUAGACAGGCAAUAGAUAACUAUAAUACAGAAGGUGACUCCUUGAUCCAGCGGUCGGUUGUCAAUCUAAUUUCGGACUCUACCGACGGACACACGUCCGCCGCACUUACCACUUCUUCAAACAUAUUACUGCCUCAGAGUCUCCAUGGGGUGCAACCUCUGCUAGGAAGUGUGCUUUCAUCACAGUUGCUAUCACCCUACCAACAAGGUGCGGCACCCAAUCGCUCGGACCUGGCCGCUGCCAUGGCUGCCGCUACUGCGGUUGCGAUGGCUUGUAAUGGUGCAGGCGUCACAACUUCGUUAAGGUCGAGUGGAUCAACAAUACUCAAGUCUGUACCAAUACACCAAACGCCUCAUUCAACUAUCAAUUCAACUAUAGCAGCUUCUUGGCACAACCCGUUUUCCACACCUUCCACAACUGCCCAGUCUUCCGGAAUCUACACAGUGCGCCAAUCCACCUUACCUCAAGUCAUUCAGAGCACCUUAGCUAUGACCUCCGGCGGUCCGCAGGGGUCACACCAGAAUCCUAUGUAUUUGGAUCCUGACUUUGUUGAACGGGUUUUAGAGAUUCUGAACCACCAGCAAGUUAGCCUGCCAACUGCAGACCAACACCCUCCGUCGAACCUAACUACAUCACCCCUGGAUGCUGGAAUAUCGUCCACUACCACUGAGAACAUAUCUAUUGAUAAGCCUACUUCCCAAAGUGAGCUUACCCCUAGAGAAGCAGUUCGUAAGUCAAGUGAAGCUAAUACCGGGGAACUGGACAGUUCAAGCUUGAAAGUGAACUCUAGAAGUGACACACAGAUUGCGGGACACUUGCCAGCUCAUCAAACAGCUGCUCAAUUCGCACCGUCUGGCGAAAAGAGCAACCCGGAAAAGGCAGUCAGUAAAGCGGAAGGCAAGCGCAUACCAGGUCUGAUGGAUGUGAAAGUAUCCUCAUCACGAAACUUCAAUUUAAGUUGGGAUGAAGAUGAUCAUUUGUCUUCUAGUAUGGGAGCGCGUGGUCGUGUCAAACCGUUUGUCCCAGACAGGUCCCGUGGAGCUGGUCGUGGAAGGCGCCCUGUUGGUCGUUUUCCUAAUGAUGAUAGCAAGAUCAACAGGACCAGGUCAUCAGGACCAGUUGAAGACCAUGAAGGUAGAUCCCAUGGACUCCACUACGGUGCUUACCCAGAUCGGCAUCAUGGUUCGCGUCAACGCAACUGGCAGCCCUCGAAGCUACAUUCCUCACAGGGUCUCAGUUCUGGUACGAAAUCUGAGCACAAUCCGACUGGUGUUUGUCUCGAUGCGGAGCCUGGUAGCAAUCUACUAGUGGAUGCUGAGCUAGGCCGCAAUGUUCCUUCCCAAAUGGAUUUUCCACAAGACGCAGAAGUGGAUGAUGAAAGCGACGAGAUGGAGGAGCCAACAGAACUUGUUGAGACUCACGAUGCACGCGGAAAAGGCACCGCCACACGGCAUUCUGAUAACGCGACCCACACUGAAUCGAACGCACCAAAUUCAAAACAGCGCCGCGGAUCUCUGGAACCUGCCGAUACGGGUACUUUUGCUGAUCGUCAGGACCAUCCUCGUCGUGCUGAACGAGGACGACGGGGACGCGGCGCUUCCAGUUCUUACUACCCAAGUUCUCGGACAUUCAGCAACGAAGAUGCGGUGGUGUACUCUGGUCACCAUAUGGAACCCAAACCCUAUUCUCGUGCAUCGCGUGGCAUAACUUUCACCAGAGGACAUCGUGCUCUCGUCAACUCCGCCACAGCAUCGGAUUCUCGUGGAAGGCGGGCAUUAGAAGAACCGCGUAAUCGAGGACCGGACCGAGAUUUCCGAGGUACGUAUUCUUACGGAAGUGGCUAUCCAUCAAUGCGAACUGCACGUGGCUCAGUUUAUUAUGAUUCUGAGGGCUGUGAGCAGGUUAACUCGUUUGAUCCCUGCUCUCGAUCCAACGCGGCUGCUCAGGAUGCUCGUCGUCACCAGUCCUACAAGUCCCGCCCCUCAACGGGAACUUCCCACUUCACAAAUGAUGUUCGGCGCGAUGAUCACUUUAGUGAUGGGGAACAAGGUGGUGGGGGUCGGAAACACGCACGAAUUCUUCGUAAUCGAAGUCACGAGGGACCAAGACAUACUUUCAAGAGUUCCGCGCAGAGAUUCGCCACGGAACGUGAACGACAAAAGCACGAAUCGGAAGAUAAUGCAACUGUGGAGGAUAGGCCGGAAAUGACAUCUCUAGAUAUGCCCAUUCUGACGGAUUACGGGGACAAUGACAUACCGACAGUUCGAGUUCCAGCAGCAGAUAUGGGAUUCAACCCGCGCCCACAGUAUACAUACCCUCGAGUUGGUCGCUCAGGAACCUUCCCACGUGGAAGUGGAUCUCGGAGGAAUCCUAACCGUGUGACCACACUUCAACAAAACAAGCGUGCCCCUGGUUCCAAUGUUUCUGGAUCUCGCCGUUACCGUGAUCAACGUGAUCGGUACCAUGAUGGUAAAGAUGGGGAUGGAGGUGCAGCUGCUGGAGGAACAGGUCGAUCAACCAUGGGUGGUGACUCCACCGGGGGCAGCGGGCAGAGUGAUGGCUCACGUCGGAAUGGUUGCGAAAACGUGGGCGGUAAUCAAAAUUCUGGUGGCAACCGCGAGGCUGGUGCGUCCGAUGGUUCUCUUCUUGGUCAGAAUCUCGAGGAAACAGAGAAGACAGUAGGCGAGUCGGAAUCUCAGUCCGUCAAUUUCAGCUCGACAGAUCAUACAAACCACAACUACGUAGAGAGAUCAGGCGACGCACGUAUUGUUCAGAAUCGUCACCCUGAAUUUGUCUCUCGAGGACUUUUAAGUGACGUUAACGACAUUGACGAAUGGGAAACCGCCACAGAAGGCUCGACUGAUCCGGAGAGUGCAUCAAGCACCCUACCUACUCCAAAUCCGACUGUGGCCUCUGUGACUUACAAUAUUAGCGAACUUUCGGCGGUCGUUGAAAGCCACCCACUGGUCAGCGUUGAACCUGACGCUUCCCAGCCUGUAUUUGGUCUGUCCACUAAUUCGUCGAACGAAGCCACUGUUGUAGGUGAUGGCAUGCAUGCCGUUCCUCCAGAUGCCAGCAUCCCGGUUGUCUCAGGUGACAAUGACGAAGUCACAUCAAUACCCAGCAUUACACAUCCAGCCAGUCAGACCACCGGCGAAUUAUCUGGCUGUCAACUGCCUGGACCAGACAGAUAUCCUCACGACCGUCGUGGUAACGGUGAUGGCAGUGGAGGCACCACCGGCGGUACUGAUACACAUGGCUCCCGUGGUCGGGGUUAUCAAGCAGGUUCCCGUUCUGGGAGGACGUACAUUUCAGUUUCUGGUGGAAGGUCAAGCGCUGGACAAAGGUUCCAAAAAUCCAGCACGAGUCGAUACCACCAAGCAGACUAUUCAAACAGACGCACCAGUGUUCCUUCCAUACCACCGUUAAUGUCACUCAAACCGCAUGGCCCUUUCACACAUACUUCACAAACACCUGAGUCGAAAGUAAACAUGAACCCCAAACCCCAGCUCUCCGAAGACCCAUCUAUAAAAACUACCACAGAAAAAGUCGAGGGUGGUUUUCAUUGUGGUCCGAAUAAGGCCCAAACAUCCCCAGACCCAAACGAAUACGACUCCGACCAAGAUAGUAUUCUCUCGGACGGAUUCACUAAAGUAAUAUCAAAGGCCAGUAAAAAGUUGGCACGUCGCCGAUUGAAACAAGAGUUUUCCGCUAGUGCUAAGCCAUCGAUUCGGCGGGAUAAUGACUCUUCAAAGCCCUCCCAAACAGUUCAACCGAAUGACAAGGGGCGAGAACAUUCUUUGAGCCAGACAACUACUAGACUCCGGUACUCUGCUAGCGGACAAAAUAAACCUCUCCAGAAGACUAAACCGCUCUUGGUGAAGCCAACAUUUAUGGGUCCACCGUUAAGUUCAGUAAGCAUGAAUUCGACCGGUGAAACCGCUGUCAGCAGGAGCAAAGCGACAAAUACCAACGAGAACACUACUGUUUCCCAUACUACCAAGGCCUGGGUCACGGCCGCUCCAACUCAGUUCACCACUGGAACAUCCGACUGUACUCAAGCCAAGAUGUCCACAGCCCGUCCUUGGUCUAAAGUGGUGGGAACUAAGUCCUCUUCUGCAUCGUCUGCAGUUGUGAAAAGUGAAAGUCGGACAAUUUCCAGCGUCUCAAGUUUUGAGCGCGCGGUCGAUGCCGAUUGGUCAACUGACCUGAAACAUACAGAUUCUACGUCAGCCCAACCAGAAGACGGCGACUCAAUAAACGCUCUUCUUCCGCAAAGUAAAGAUCUACAGCUUGUUAUGGUGGAGACAACAGAAACGGUGGAUGCUGAAACUUACACCUCGGCACGCCAGUUUUGGUCACCAACGAAGGAGCAGAAUGAUGAGAAGUCUACCGCCAAGGCGGUUGUGGCAGUACAUCCAAGCAACACAUGUACUCCUGUAGCAGUCUCGUCCACUGGUAUAGUUAGUAGUACACUUACUGGUUCGACUGUUUCUGUGAGUGUGUCCACCGUUUCCAAUAACAUCUGUAAAGUCCGGCCGCAGCAACAGCAACCUGUGGUACAGAGCAGUCCAGGUAAUUCUGGAAUGCUAACUGCCAACCCACCGUUACCCACAGUUGCACCAGUCAGUCCAAACAGUACUACGAAUGAACAUCUCCCAGCUGGCCCAAAUUGCGCUUCUGAAACCUCGACUGAUCCCGAGAGGACCGAAUGUGAUUAUGAGGAAAGCGCUAAUCAGCCCCACGCUGUUCGUCGUUUGCCCACCGAAGGUGCUUUUCUCGUGGUUCCUCAUCCUCCCAAUCGUCCUAUUUCCAGCUCCUGGACAGAUAAUGUUACAUCUCAACUGCAAGCCAACUAUUACCCCAACAGACCAGGUGCUCUUCCACUAGCAAGUAGCAUGGACAGCUCUUUUUCUGCUAAUAUAUGGCCGACUAGCGAUCAGGCUCUGGACAGUUACGGCAAUCGUUUGGCGGGUGUCGGAGGUUCAGCUGUCAAUCAAGCCUUCUCCCAGGUCCAUGGUUCGGAUGUUCUAUCCAACCUACUCACAGGACCCAAUGCACCGUCCCUCUGCGUUGACCCCUCUAACAAGUCCCAGCAAUCGAUUGCACUGGUUCCUCGUAGCCACUCUUACUCUGUACAGCCCUACGGACCUUCAGUCGUUUCCUCUAGUGAACUACAUAACUACGGUGGAUUAUAUAGUGGCGAAGCGAACAAACUCUCUUCAUCACAUUCGGUCCCUCAGUCACAAGCUGCGGCUUUUGCCAGCGCAGCAGGAUCCGUUUUCGUCCCGCCUCAGCAACAACAGUCCGCCGGUCAUCAGGCUCAGUCAGCUCAUUCUUUUCCCACCAAUUGGACCUUGCCUUCAAGCCAGCAGCGGUACCGCCAACGGUUCCCGCAAGUUGAGCCCUCUGCAUUUGGUGGUUUUACCUACCAGACGGAAUUGCAGAAUGAAUACGCGUACUUACCUUCGGCGACGGGAUGCGUCCAACCUGCUGCAGCAGGAGGUAUUUUCUCUGCUGUUCAAGCUCAACCUCAGCCGAGCUACCACCCUCACAACACCGCUAGGCAUAACAUGGGGCCCCCAGCUGCCAGUAAUCCAUGGUCCAUCUUAGCUAACCCAACUGGUGCAUCCGGCCUGCAAGCCUCGGCCCAAGAUUACGGCAGUACAUUUGCACCUUCUGGUGGGGGAAAUGCUAGCGGUGGUGGUCUGCUACCGCACCCAGUACCGCCAGGUGGAUAUAAUGCGACUCAUGGUCCAGUUCAACUGCCGAUCUCCACUUCACCGAACUCCAGCUUUGUCGCUCACCAUAAUUACGUUGGUGUAAUCGGUGGGGGACGACCCAACGCGACCGACUUAUCGAACGUUUCUACUCGCCAACGAGGAGUUGUGCAGAGUAUUUUCCCAUCACACAAUAUUUCCCACUCACCAUCUGCCCAAAGCCAACCUCAGUUUCCGGUACACUCUGCAUUUUACCCUUCUUUAUCACCCUCCCACCACCAACGUCUUCAGCAGCUUCAACAGUUUACUGGUUCCCAGGGUAGACCGAAUGUGCACAGUUUGAUGAAUCCAGCCACUGGAUUGUAUGCUACUGCUUUCGGUACCGCACAACAGCCAAAUCAACCAACACCGCCACCCUUGCCGUCCCAGUUGGGCUACGCAAGUUUUACUUCUGAGUCUGCAGCUACUGUACCAAUAUCCUUUUAUUCAACCUCACAAUCACAGUCAACCGUCGGUCUACAACAUCAUAUUCAUAGUCAGCGACAAGCCCAAUCCUCUGUUCCCCACAUGGCAUCGCGCAACGUCGGGGCUGCGGCAAACCAUGGUGGGUCUCCAUUAUUGAUUCCCAGUGCUGUGGGCCCCUCUGCCUUCUCUGGCUACGGUCAGCCUACACCAUCGGCGGCGUUAUCUGGUUACCCAAUAAAACAUGUGCUUCCCACACUUUAACACUAGUAUUCUCAAAGGCACGUGUAAGUAAUGAAAGUUGUCCUCGCUGCUGCGCGUCGUAUUUGCCUCGAUUGCCUACGGCAUGCUGACUUGUAACAUUUCUCUAUCUGAUUUCGCUCUCUACCUUUUCUAUUUCCAUCUGUUAAGACUCCUUUGUGAUUUGCUUGUAUCUAUUCAAUCCAACCUACCAGCCAACUUACUGGUCGCCCGCCCCUUCACACGCUUCCUACCAUUUCAUCUUCGGACGUGGCGACUCAUUCGAACUCGAAAAAUGGCUUUGGCGUUUCUUCCCAUCUGCUUGUUCUCUGCUUUUCCUACAAUCCACUCUCCGCCUCGCUCUAUUUCGGCCGAAUUCAUUGAUUCCCUCAUGUUAAUCUGGUGCGAACGCCUUUUUUACUGUCGCCAGGCCUGGUUCAACGCGUUAGUCAUCAUUACCCCUUCGUCUCCACCGGAUGAUUUUAGGGGUCCUAUCUUCACAGACUGUAUUUUUAUCUUGGAUGUGCAUUUCUCUGCUUUACCAGUGAAAUACACUUUUCUCGUGAUACAUCAGAUCUGCGCUUGAUCGUGGUUCCCAACGGUUGCACAGUAGCUA